Messenger RNA from Lagopus muta (rock ptarmigan), 2145 nucleotides. RefSeq names its product protein CFAP210-like. NCBI's taxonomy places the organism in Eukaryota, Metazoa, Chordata, Aves, Galliformes, Phasianidae. The record is from RefSeq and is a predicted model, not a curated record.
AUGGCGCCACAGAGUUCGGAGACAUUUGGCGAGCGAAACACCGAGCAGCGGGCGGCUAGGACACGCCAAACGCAAGGAACCGCGGGUGAAAAGCACUGCCGCUCGCGGGUCCGGGCUGCAGAGCACUUCCUCAGUCCGCGCAGCCCCCGCGAGAGCUCCGCGCCCCGGCAGGACGCACCUCACGGGCCUCACCGAGCCCCUGCCUGCCGCCGUGCCCGGGCCGAAAGCGGCGGCGGCGGCGCCCGGGGGCCCGCAGGACGACAGGACGCCGAGAGCCGGGAGCGGCACCGCCGGCAGCUCCGAUCGCCACUUCCGGCUCGCGCCGCCCGCCUCCGCUCCGCACCAUCACGUGGUCCCGGCGGGGUUGCCCGGCAACGUGGCGCACACACGGCGCCGCGGCCGUUGGCCAUGGCGGCGGGGACGAGGUUGACGCGCCGGAGGCGGCAGCUGGCGCCAUCACAUGGAUUUGAAGCAAAUAACAUUCUAGAUGGAUGUUUUCUUCCAAACGAAGUAGAUCUCCGUCAAGUAAUUGUAUUGCCAAGAGCAGAGUGGGAAAGGAUGCAGGAUGGCCUCGGCAGCAUGAGCAGAGAGGUAGCACGCAUCCUCGCGGAGCGAAAAGAACGACAAGAAAUGCACUUACGCUCCAAAGCAGCUGUCAAAGACUGGACGAACACCAUUAUGGGCCAGGCACAAAGAAAACUGAAAGCCAAAAAACUACGUGAAGAAAAGCAAGAGGAAGAAAGAAAGUUACUUGAUUUGGAAGAAGCAGAAUUCCAAGCAGCAAAAUGGAAGGAGACCAUCAAUAAAGCAAAAGCUUAUCUGUACCACCAGAACGAAAGAGUGAAAGGGUUGCAUAGUGCCCUUCUACUUGCUGAGGUCCUAAAGGAAAGGGAUGCUCAAAUUGAAUUUAAGAAGUUAAAGUCAGAUGUUAACAAAAAGAAGGAAGAAGAAAUAGAACGUAAAUGUAAAGAAGCUAUUCUCAGAGAGGAAGAAAAGGUACAUCAACGUUAUAUGAAUCGACUGGCACUAUGCAGAGAUCAGCUGGAACAAAUAAAGGAGCACAAGCAUCAAGCAGAUCUUGCCAAGCUAGAAGACAAAAGAGAAGGAGAAGAAAUACAGAGACUGAGCCAAUUGUACCAAUUAGAACUUCUGAGAAAGAUGGAAAAGGAACGGGAGGAAAAAGUUGAACGCCAGAGGUUGUAUCAUGAACAUGUAGCUAACCAGAAAAUUAUCAAAGCAGUGGAGGAACAAAAGCAAAUGGAAGAAGACGAUCGGAUUAGAGCUCAUUUCAAAGCAAAGCAAACUAUUGCCAAGCUGAUGAAAAAGAAAGAAGCUGAAAUGCGUAGAAUAACACAGGAACACCGGGAUAAAAUUGUUGGGCAAUUAGCUGCCCAAAUGAGUGAAGUAAUGAAGAUGGAAGAUGAGCGUAUUGCUAGAGACAUUGCAAAAAAAGAAGCUGCACAAGAAAAAGAACAGAAAGAGAAGGAAGCAAAAAAAAAGGCUGCCAUUGAGUCUAUUGCUGAACACAGAGCCACUGUGGUCAAGAUGAAAUUGGAAAAGGAGAGAGAGGAAAAAGCAGAAAGUAAAAAAGAACUUCAAGCAUUAGUGGAAAAGAAUCAGAUCUAUCUGGAAACAGAAAAAGCCAAGAAACAAAGACAACGUGAUGCAAACAUAGAAGUACAGAAAAUUCAGAUCCAGCAAAUGGCAGAAAAGAAGGCAAAAGAACAGCAGGAGAAGCAAGCAGACUUGGACUACAAUGCUCACAAUGAGCUUAUUGCGCUCCAUAAAGAACAUGAAUUUCAGAAGUAUGCAAAGCAAGUAAUUGAAUCAGAGUCCAUGACGACACAUCAUCUCUAUCCUCUCCUGAAAGCCUCCAAAGAAAUAAGAGGCCUUGGAGGUGGCCCAUUUUCCAGAGGAAGUGAAGGAACAAAUCCUGGUUUUCAAGCACAGGAUGUUGCUGAGACCCAAUUACCUUGUUGUAGCAGUGCUACUGCUGAAGAACUUAAGUGGUUAAAAACCAAACAAACAAACAAAACCCCAAUUUCUUGAACCUUGAAUCUUCAGUCAAAACUAUAAAUGGAUCGACAUUAAAUAUAUGUUAUGAAUCUGAAAGUCCGUUUGAAAAAAUAAAUUCCAUAGAAUUGA